This is a messenger RNA of Haliotis rubra (blacklip abalone), 846 nucleotides long. Its product is annotated as glycolipid transfer protein A-like. The record is from RefSeq and is a predicted model, not a curated record. The coding region runs from base 89 to 703 and encodes 204 amino acids. Gene Ontology annotation, cellular component: cytoplasm; membrane; cytosol. The transcript has 6 exons. NCBI's taxonomy places the organism in Eukaryota, Metazoa, Mollusca, Gastropoda, Lepetellida, Haliotidae. Gene Ontology annotation, biological process: ceramide transport; intermembrane lipid transfer. Gene Ontology annotation, molecular function: ceramide 1-phosphate binding; ceramide 1-phosphate transfer activity.
UGUUUGUUAUUACAUCCGUUUCCACACGCACCUGUGCGAUUGUGUACGUUUACUACAUAUCUCGUAGUGGAAUCGAUAUCACCUGAAAAUGACGUUCUUCAGCAUGUGUAGCCCUUAUUUUCAACCUAUUCCAGAGGACAAACGUAUAAUGACACAAACGUUUCUGGACGCUUCACGACAGCUGGUGAUAUUCUUCGACAAGAUGGGUGCAACCUUCAAAUUUGUGAAGAAUGAUGUUGCUGGUAACAUUGAGAAAAUUGACAAGAAGUUUCAACAGGACACCGUCAAGUACAGCACUCUGAAUGCCAUUUUAGAGGAGAAAAAUACUAAGGAGGAUAAAGUCUUAUUGAAUGCCCAUAUUGGAGCUAUCUGGUUAGCUAGAGGGUUGGACUUCAUUCAAGAGAUGUUAAGGCUAAUGGUUGAAGAUCAUGAAAAUGGAACUAAAAAUGAAAACGUCCGCGAUUUUGUGAUGGGAGCCUACAAACUAACAUUGGAUAAACAUCACAACAUCUUAAUGAGGACCCUGUUCAAGCCAUUGUCUGCUGCUGCCCCCUACAGGAGGGAUCUGUUCAAGGUACUGCGGGGAUCGGACGGGGUCACAGAUGACAUGAUAGUUGCAGACAUAAGGGAAUACACAGUCCCACUUAUAGAAAACGUCAGGACUCUGGAGGCCACCAUCCAGGAACUCGGAGUCAAGGAAUAACAGACCUGUCACAUGAUCAUCACAGGAUCAUCACAUGACCAACUAAUUCUCGGCGUCACAUACAAACAACAGCAAUAUAAGGACUGGCAGCUAAAUCCUAGUUGUGUAGUUCCUGUGUUUAAGUGGUAAACUUCUGAAACUUG